This is a messenger RNA of Alexandromys fortis (reed vole), 3670 nucleotides long. RefSeq names its product BCLAF1 and THRAP3 family member 3 (gene Bclaf3). Gene Ontology annotation, molecular function: DNA binding; transcription coregulator activity. Gene Ontology annotation, cellular component: mediator complex. Lineage: Eukaryota; Metazoa; Chordata; Mammalia; Rodentia; Cricetidae. Gene Ontology annotation, biological process: positive regulation of transcription by RNA polymerase II. Bases 235 to 2040 code for a protein of 601 amino acids. The record is from RefSeq and is a predicted model, not a curated record. The transcript is spliced from 10 exons.
CCUAGAUCCGCGAGGGCGGCUGGGUGCUGUUGGAGCAGGAGGCGGGAGCUGAGCAAGGGGCGAGGCCUGGAGGAACCUGAAGCGGCUCUGGUGUUGAAAGCGACGGCGGCGGCGGCGGCAGCGGCGGCGGUGGCUUCACUGCCGGGUUGUCACUGUGAAGCCCAAGCUUGCCUCGGGUACUGAGUGUCUGGAUUACAGUGUGAAAAGUGGAUCAGGUGACUCAUAUGCUAAAGGAUGGCACGGUCAAGAUCCAGAUCCCCCAGGUGGAAACAAAGGUCAUUAUCACCACAAUCUAGGAAUUUUGAAUACUAUGAGGAAAGACAUUUCCAUGGGCAUUAUGACCCUGAAUAUAGAGAUGAUCCAAAAAGACCCUUUACUUGGAGACUGGACGAUGAGAAACAUGGACAGAAUAAACUAAGGAUUUCCCCUCGUGUGAAUCCUUAUUAUCGGUCUUAUGAAAAUAGAUCACCUUCCCCAAAUGUAAAGUCUGUAGAAAAAUUUGACACAUAUAAUCCUCACCAAGAAUAUUUCCCUGGAAGAGGGGAUGAUGACAGAAGAUCUCAGUAUAUGCCCACAUACUCAGAAAGUGCAGCAAGCUAUACAGAGCAUGAAAGGGAUUGCUAUUCCCCCCAAAUGCAAGGAAGGUUUAUUCCUGAGGAGCACAGAGUUAGAGGAAGAGGGAGAGGAGGGAAGCCACCUCAGAUGUCACUGGACGAUUCCUUUGGAUAUGAAGAGGCAUGGCAUGAAGAUGAAUUGAGACACCAGAGGGUCCAUGAAGAAAACUAUCCUCAGUCACCCAGAAGAGGCUCAGAAGACUUUGAUGCAAGGAGCCCUUUUCAGAAGAGGUAUCCUGAGGAUCAUGAUUUCAGAAACUAUGACUACACACCAAAAAGAUCUAUAGAUGCAGCAAGGUAUGAAACUAGAGAGCCAGCCAGAAUCUCAAAGUGGAAGCCUGAGCAUUCUUUUGUACCUUUUCAAGAGAAGGAUGAAGAGUGGAGCUACGGAUCACAAAGCCAUAGAUACACUGAGAGAGAAUACCCAGAGCUGAUUUCAGCAACCAGAGUAUCUUAUGACUACCGUCACAAACAUCAUAAGCUUUCAGACAGUGAGCAGGACUUUCCUGAUGAGAGAUUUCAGAAGUACUUGAAGGAAGAAGACAGGAAAUACAGUUCUCUAAAAGUUUCUGGAAAUAGAGAGUCAGAUUGUUUCCGUACUGCAAGAGGAAGAGAGAAUGAAAAUGAUCAGGUCAGUGGGCCCUUUCAACUAUACAAGAAAGACUGCAUUUCCUAUACUAAUACAAAUAUAAAGGAAGCUGAUUUGGGGCCUUGCAAUGACAAAUGGAAGAAAAAAAUAAAGAAAGAAGAUUGCAGAAAAGAGAGUGCCUCUUCUAGUAAACAACUUGAUGCAAGCCCAAAGCAUGAAGAGAAACGAUAUUCAUUUGUCAACAAGAAAUCACUUACUGUUCAAGUAGACGUGAACAAGAGGAACGCAUUUAGGUCCACUUCUAGAUACUCUGCAGAGAGGCAGCUAUCACAUGAUUUGGUUGCUGUGGGCAGAAAAGCUGACAAUUUUCAUCCAGUAUUUCACCAUCUCAACUCACCUCAGAACCCUGAAGACAAACCUGCAGAAGAGUUUGCUCAGGAAAUCAUCACACUAAUCCAUGAAGUUAAAGCAAGUUGUUUUGCACCAUCUAAUGUUACUUUAAACGAGCGUUUCUCAAGAAUACAAAACAGACAUGAUGCAGAUUUCAAUGAAAUGAAUUUGAAUUCAGAUCCAGAAUUUCACAGGAGAAUAGAUAUGUCUUUGGCCGAUCUUCAGAAUAAGCAGACUAUGGUAUAUGAACCAGAUGAGACUCUGGUCAAAGUAAUAGAUCCAAAUGACCUGCGACAUGACAUUGAAAGAAGGAGAAAAGAGCGGUUACAGAAUGAAGACGAGGACAUUUUUCAUAUGACUAGUCCUACAGAGAGGAGUCUUCUAUCACACUUCUUUGCAGGAGUCUUUAGUCAUUGGCCUCAGUCUGCCUCUAGUUCUGAGAACUAGUAGAACCUGUGGCAACUAUGUGACCCCCAUAAUGAUUAUGAGGAAUAAUUGAAUGAGACAAUUUCUAGUUUGGUCAAGAGUCCUUAAUCAGUUUGAAUCUCUCAGAAACAGGGAUUUGAAUAGAGAGAAAUAAUGAUAAUUCUUUUUACAUGAUCCUUAGUGUCAACUCUUAAAACAUUUAAAUAUUUGACCAGAUUUUUAAAUCAACUCUAAACCUAAGUAGCCAUACUCAAAAUACAUGAAGUUUGUUUUAACUGGACUUGAUUUUGAUAGUAACUUUGAGACUGAUUAAAAGAUAGUGAAACUGUGUAUUUUGGUAUAUAAAACAAUUGGAAUAUGGAAAAUUUCCUAAUAUGUUUGCUUAACACAUGGUAUUACCUUGUUUUUACUGACAAGCUGUCUGUUAUGUUUUUUCUUGGCUGAGAAAGCAUUAGAAACACAGUGUACCAAGAAGUGGAUUUAAAAAAAAAACAUUUGUGAUGAUAACCAUAUCAUAAAUGCUCCAAGACUUAUCUUUACCCUUUGAGAUGAUUAGAACUUGAAUCUGUUUGGGUUCAGUGCCCAGCUCUAGGAACCCUAGCUAUGUGAAUGACUUGGGGUAGGUUAUCUAGCCUUUGUUUCCUCAUCUGUGAAAAUAGGAAUGAGAUUUGUGCUUACCUCAUAAUGGUGAUCAGGAUUAGGUAAAAUGUACCUGGUUAUCAUUAAGCUUGUUAAUGUUAGCUUUGAGCACUGUUGUAGCAUGAAACAUGAUAAUUUUUUAAAAAUUCAGUAUGUUUUUGCCAUAAAAUUCACCCUUUGUAAGUAAGCAAUUUGAGUUGUUUUUACUAUAUUCACAGAGUUGUAUAAGAACCACUUAUCUGCCUUUAAUCCCAGCUCUCGGGAGGCAGAGGCAGGUGGAUCUCUGUGAGUUCGAGGCCAGCCUGGCCUACAAGAGCUAGUUCCAGGACUACUAUGAGUAGCCAGGGUUACUCAUAGAAACCCUGUCUCAAAAAACCAAAAAAAAAAAAAAAAAAAAAAAAAAGAACCACUUAUCUCGUAGGGUGGUGGUGGCAGACACCUUUAAUACACCUUUAAUCCCAGCACUCGGGAGGCAGAGGCAGGCGGAUCUCUGUGAGUUCGAGACCAGCCAGGUCUACAGAGCGAGUUCCAGGACAGGCUCCAAAGCUACAGAGAAACCCUGUCUCUAAAAACAAACAAACAAAAAAAGAACCACUUAUCUCAGAAAUAUUUUGUCACUCCAGAAGAAAGCAGUGUACCUAACUGUGGAACACCCCUCCCCAUUUUUUCAUUUUCCCUUCCCUGGAAAACCACUGUUACACAUUCUAUGGAUUGCCUAUUUUUGGCAUUUCAUAUAAAUUCAGUAAUAUGUCUGGCAUUUCGUGACUUCUUAUUUUAUGUAGCAUGUAUUAAAAGUUUAUCCAUACUAUACCACAAAGAUUUCUUUUAUGGCUAAAUAAUGCUACAUUGUACGGAUGUGUCAUUUGUUGUUUAUCCAUUUAUCAGAUGAUGGUCUUUUGAUUUGUUUUUACUUUUUGAUUAUUGUGAAUAAAUAGUGUUGUGAACAUUUUGUGUGCAAGUUUCUGUGUGGUCAUGUCUUCAUUUUUAUUAAGCAUAUACCUACAUGUAGAAU